Harpegnathos saltator (Jerdon's jumping ant) is the source of this 671-nucleotide messenger RNA. RefSeq lists its product as uncharacterized. The record is from RefSeq and is a predicted model, not a curated record. NCBI's taxonomy places the organism in Eukaryota, Metazoa, Arthropoda, Insecta, Hymenoptera, Formicidae. Bases 33 to 359 code for a protein of 108 amino acids. The transcript is spliced from 2 exons.
UUCGCCGAUAUUUUUCCCGAUAGAGCAGACGUAUGCGACGGACUGACAUUCGAGAGGAUAGUGGAAAGAAUCGCGUCGAACAGGAUCGUGGAAACGAAAGCGGAAAAGAGAAGACGGAACAUAUGAACGUGCGCGCACGGGAUCCAUCGUCGUCGCACAGCAGACUGUCUCUUGCGAUUUACACAUUAUUGCGAUACGAAAGGGCCCUUUGUGAAGGAAGAAGAGCGGUGUCGGAUUCGUCUGAGAAAUGUUGCUCAUCUCGACCGGUGAAGCUGGAGGGUCGACUCCGACACAAAGUGCAUAUGGACGAUGAAUGCUUCGUCGUCGUCAUCGUCGUCGUUCUCGUCCUCGACAGAUAGACGGAUAGAAAAAUCUCCUUCAAAUAUCACUAUCUUCGUCGAGGUAAAUACGAAACACGACGAUCACUCGAGGAGAAAAUUCACGCGUGAGUAAUUCCUCAUACCAAGAAAGAUGAAUUGAUAGGACAGAGAUCAAUUCAUAUAACCUUAACUGAUCUUUGUCAUGUGAAAUGUACCGAAGAGUGAUAAUAGGAAGAAGAAAGCAUCGUGAUUACGCUUUAAUGCCAAUUGCUAUAAUUUAAACUGAGAGUUUACAUAUAUCGGAUAUUGAAAGAGUUGGAAAUUUCAGAUAUAGAUAAAUGAUGAUUUAUA